AGGUGGGGGCGGCGGCGAGGAGGCUACGCCGCGACGUCGGCUGCGCGAGGUUGGGCGCGUGAGCGGCGCGGGCGCGGGGCCUGGCUACCCAGCUUUCCCGGCGUGUGUGCAGGUCGUCGACGCUGGCUGCUGGCGGAGCGCGCGGACGGGGACGGGCCUGGUGUCUGCAGCGUGCGUAGUCGACGGCGGCCCUGGCCAUGGAAGAGACGCAGCCGCUUCCGCAGCCCGAGCUGGCGCUCUGCGACAGCCUCAUGAUCUGGCUGCAGACAUUCAAUACUGCUGCUCCUUGCCAAGAUGUCAAACAACUGACUAAUGGAGUUGCCAUGGCACAAGUUCUUCAUCAGAUUGAUAUAGCUUGGUUCAAUGAAUCUUGGUUAAGCCGAAUUAAAGAGGACGCUGGGGACAACUGGAGAAUAAAGGUUAAUAACUUAAAGAAGGUUCUUCAAGGGAUUAUGAGUUACUACCAUGAGUUUUUGGGGCAGCAGAUUUCAGAAGAACUUAUCCCUAAUUUAAACCAAAUAACUGAAAGUUCAGAUUCUGUGGAACUUGGGCGGUUGCUCCAGCUUAUAUUAGGUUGUGCAGUGAACUGUGAAAAGAAGCAAGAACAUAUUCAAAAAAUAAUGACAUUGGAAGAGUCUGUUCAACAUGUGGUUAUGACUGCUAUUCAGGAGUUGAUGAGUAAAGAAAUACUGAACUCUCCUACCAGUGAUUGUCUUGGGGAAUUGGAGCAGCAGCUUAAAAAGGCAUUAGAAGACCUUCAAGACGCUCUUGCAGAAAAAGAAGAACUGAGGCAGAGAUGCCAAGAACUAGAUAUGCAGGUCACUGCACUUCAAGAUGAGAAGAAUUCACUAGUUUCUGAAAAUGAGAUGAUGAAUGAAAAACUUGACCAAUUGGAUGGAUCAUUUGAUGAUCCAAAUACGAUGGUUGCAAAGAAGUAUUUUCAUGCACAGUUACAACUAGAACAAUUACAGGAAGAAAACUUCAGGCUUGAAGCUGCAAAAGAUGAUUAUCGUGCUCACUGUGAAGAGCUUGAAAAGCAACUCAUUGAAUUUCAGCAUAGGAACGAUGAAUUGACUAGCCUCGCUGAAGAAACACGAGCCCUAAAAGAUGAAAUUGAUGUUCUUAGGGCAACCUCUGAUAAAGCAAAUAAACUGGAAUCAACAGUUGAGAUCUAUCGUCAGAAACUACAAGAUCUAAAUGACCUUCGCAAGCAGGUGAAGAGUUUACAAGAAACAAACAUGAUGUAUAUGCAUAAUACAGUCAGUCUAGAGGAAGAGUUAAAGAAGGCAAAUGCAGCUCGUACACAAUUAGAAACCUACAAAAGACAGGUUCAAGAUCUUCAUAAUAAACUUUCUUCAGAAUCCAAAAGGGCAGACACACUAGCAUUUGAAAUGAAACGACUUGAGGAAAAGCAUGAAGCUUUAAUUAAAGAAAAGGAGAGACUAAUAGAGCAGCGUGAUACCCUAAAAGAAACAAAUGAAGAACUUCGAUGCUCACAAGUACAGCAGGAUCACCUAAACCAAGCAGGUACAUCUGCCACAAAAAGUUACGAGAAUCUUGCUGCUGAAAUUAUGCCAGUGGAAUACAGGGAGGUAUUUAUUCGUCUGCAGCAUGAAAACAAGAUGCUCCGCUUACAACAGGAAGGGACUGAGAAUGAACGAAUUGAAGAACUUCAAGAGCAGCUGGAACAGAAGCACCGGAAAAUGAAUGAAUUGGAAACCGAUCAAAGGCUGAGUCAAGAGCGCAUUCGAGAAUUGCAGCAGCAGAUUGAGGACCUCCAGAAAUCUUUACAGGAGCAAGGUACCAAGUCUGAAGGUGAAAGUUCCAGCAAAUUAAAGAAGAAGUUGGAAGCACAUAUGGAAAAGCUAACAGAGGUCCAUGAAGAAUUACAGAAGAAACAAGAGCUCAUUGAAGAUCUUCAGCCAGAUGUAAACCAGAAUGUACAAAAGAUCAGUGAGCUUGAAGCUGCUCUUCAGAAGAAAGAUGAAGAUAUGAAAGCCAUGGAGGAAAGAUAUAAAAUGUAUUUGGAGAAAGCAAGAAAUGUAAUAAAAACUUUAGAUCCCAAAUUAAAUCCGGCAUCAGCUGAAAUAAUGCUACUUAGAAAACAAUUGUCAGAGAAAGAAAGACGUAUUGAGAUUCUAGAGAGUGAAUGUAAAGUAGCAAAAUUCCGUGACUAUGAAGAAAAACUCAUUGUAUCUGCCUGGUAUAAUAAGAGUCUGGCAUUCCAGAAAUUGGGAAUGGAAUCUCGACUGGUGAGCAGCAGUGGUACUUGUAAAGACCCCAGUGCCUUUACGCCUGCACGUUCGUUCCUAGCACAGCAACGGCAGAUCACCAACUCCAGACGAAAUGUCUCUGUUAAAGUUCCUGCUGCAACAUCUGAUUAAACUGC
Messenger RNA from Elephantulus edwardii (Cape elephant shrew), 2389 nucleotides. RefSeq names its product hook microtubule-tethering protein 1 (gene HOOK1). Gene Ontology annotation, biological process: cytoskeleton-dependent intracellular transport; cytoplasmic microtubule organization. Gene Ontology annotation, cellular component: cytoplasm; centrosome. Bases 198 to 2384 code for a protein of 728 amino acids. NCBI's taxonomy places the organism in Eukaryota, Metazoa, Chordata, Mammalia, Macroscelidea, Macroscelididae. The transcript has 22 exons. Gene Ontology annotation, molecular function: dynein light intermediate chain binding; microtubule binding. The record is from RefSeq and is a predicted model, not a curated record.